AGAGAGAAACUGAGAAAUAAACGUGUGGGACAUCGACGUGAUCAUAAUGCUGCUACUCAACAAGUAGAGGAGAAGACAGGUCCUAGUUCAGAUAGUUUAGGACAAAAAGGUAAGCAUCUAAGUUUGUCAUUCAUUUGGUUUUUACUGAUGUAGUAAAAGACAAGUCUUUCAAAAUGAUAAGUAGUUGACGUCCUUUGUUAAUAAAAGAUUAUAUUUAGAGUUUUUCAAUGUAAAAACUUGAAGUAAAAGUGAAAAUGUGGCGUAUGUGAUGUGUUUGUCACCUUUUGAAACUGAAGGAAUUUCCCCAGGUGGCAGAUGAUUGGGUGUAACUGCCAGGCUUGGAGAUGCAAUGAUAGUGUGUUUUUGUUUUAACAUUCCAGCAGCAUGCCUGCAACUAGAUGGAGCAGAAGCACAAAAUGACCUACUGUCACAAAGUUGUCACAAGUUGUGACAGUUUUCUACUUAUUAGUUUGCCAGGUCAUUAUUAAUUGUUAAUUACAUGUAUCAUACAGGAAUGUUAAAGGAGCUGAGAUUCACUUCAAAUACAUUGACCAGCCACUUUAUAUAAGUGGAUAUAAUUAAUUAAUCUAAUGACAUGAGUGAAACAACAAAUUUAAACAGACUGCUGCACAGUUUCCAUAUGUGGACUAGUUAGUGAAUGGUAUGUUUUGAACUCCUAUCAGUGUUUACAUAUGACUUCAAGCUCCUUUAUUUAAAAAAAGCAAGAGAAAAUUUUAAUUGAUGUGGGUCAUUUAAAGUGUACAAAGAAUCAACCAUGUCAUCUCUGACUACAUGAGGACAAAUGCAUCUAUGGAUAUUAUCCUUUUAGCAAGGACUCCCUUGAAAAGAGGGAGUAUUAGAUUUUCCUCCCUAUUACAUUUUUACAUCAGGUUACCUUAAUCAGCUAAUAGCAUUUAAAUGAGGUUGGACAUGUAUACAAAGAAAAAAAGUACUCUAGAAAAAUGUACCAUUUUAGAUCCUAAAAGAAACACAUAUUCUAAUCUUUACCCUGUAAAAGAGUGUUUCCUUACAAAGUUACCUCUACAUUUAGCAAAUGAACAUAGUGAGAGGUUAUGUAAUGUUUGUGUCUUAAUUUUGGCUGUGUGUCCAGGAGCUGGUGUCCAUCCACAGAGCCCAUGUGGACAUAUCGUCAAAUCCUCAAGUCUCAUUUAUAUGGCAAAUCAGUGCCUAAAGAAAAAAAACCUAGACUUCAGUUGUCCAGUGUGCGAGGAAGAGUGGAGCUGGUCUCAGGUCAGAGGUCAGCUCCAGCUCUCUCAGGCUCAGACUGUGAUUCUGGACACACAGGUCAACCGCAUCAUACAGGACCUGCCUGACAUUUACAAGAAGUGUCCAGUUUGUUUGAGUAUCCUGCGUCGCCCUAUGGACAGUGCUCGGCGCCCCUGCCCUUACUCCAGCUGUGUGCACUGUCCUCACACUCAUCACUUCUGCUGGUCCUGUCUCGCCCCGUGGGUCUUCCCUAACGCUGCCAGCUCCGGUCAGUGCAGCAACCGAUCCUGUCAUGUAGUGGCCACCCUGCUGGCAUGUGAGACUGUGACGGAUGCUGGCAGUUCAGUUCUGGGCUGCCCUGUGUUUCGGGCUUGUCCUCAGUGCUACACACUCAUCACACCCCAGCCGGACUGUAAAUUUGUUUUGUGCCCUGAAUGCUUUCAUCGCUUCUGCUACAUCUGCCUGGACAGUGAAACAGAAUGUGCAAAGAGAGAAGAUCCCUACCAGAGUCCAGCCUGUAAGAAACCCAGAGCAGAACGCCAGAAAUUCAUCACAUAAAUACAAUCUAUAGAAGGUUCUGUAUACUAUGGAAUCAUCUGAUGUCCAGAUGAGUUAUUAGAAGGACAUUACACUUUAAAUGUUUGGAAGCACUUGUCAUAUUAAUAACUCUUGUUACAGUCUUAUGCAAAAAGUUUCAACACCCCAGUCAAAUUACAUGUUUUAUUAAUUUUCUAAAUGAAAACAAGUUAUUGCAUCUACUACAUGGAACAAACUUCUUAAAAUUUUAGUGCACAAUUUCUAUAUUU
Messenger RNA from Colossoma macropomum (tambaqui), 2033 nucleotides. RefSeq lists its product as uncharacterized. Bases 919 to 1785 code for a protein of 288 amino acids. The record is from RefSeq and is a predicted model, not a curated record. The transcript is spliced from 3 exons. NCBI's taxonomy places the organism in Eukaryota, Metazoa, Chordata, Actinopteri, Characiformes, Serrasalmidae.